UAAUUAUUGGCUCGGUUUAUUUAUUCAUAAUUUGUCGCGAUUUCAAGGCAAAAGAUAAUCUUAGUAGUCGAUACAAGGAUUUAACACCGGCAACAGCCAUAAACUCUACGUUGUAUCUUCUCUUUCACAUCACAUUCAUAAUUUACAACUCUGUAUUUCUCUCGAUUGACUAUCGCUGAUUAAUGCGAAAAAUUAGUUACUACUACUAUGUAUGCUAAUUGUUUCGUUCGUUGAUUUUUUUCUUCGUUUUUACGAAUAUAAAAUCGAGGAAAAAAAGUAAAAGCUUAGUGUCGUUUUACCAAGCAACGAGUCAAGAGCUAAACGUAUAGUAUAAACAACGAUGUCGACACUUGCGACGUUUUUCGCGAUCAUCGCGGCUCUACAUGGCAUAAUCUUACUCGGCUCAGUUUCACCUGCGAGUGCCUAUCGUAGUUUUUCGUUCAAAGGCGACAUCGGUGAAAAUUUUUUAGUGUUCAGUGAGAGUGCCAUAAAAAAUACCACCGUCUAUUACGGAAUUUGUGGCAGGGCCGUCGAGCAAACAGAGAAGGAAUGCAUUGUGCGUCGAGUACAGGCGGAUUUCUCGGGAGGUAGCCCGAAGGAGGACGAGUGUAACGUCGUGCUGCGCUCCGAGUCCGGCAGUUUCAUUGCGAUGGAUCUCAUUAGAAUCGAUCCUCUGGGUAAGGAUCGAGCGAUCGUGCAUUGGUUAGAGGAUACCGAGAGGUACUGGUACGAAAAGUACCACCUGCGAUUUAGUAUCGUCGAUUUUUCCAAUUGUAAAGUCAAAACGACCAAAAUUUCGAAAGAUCUUGACCAGUUGGUGCAAAAUUUUUAUUACCCCAGAAAUGGGCAAUUCGCGGCUGGCUUUCUUGGGAAUAGUUUCGACGAGCCGAGAUAUCUCAAAAGAGAAGACGAUUUCGACGUUCUGUUUAUUGUCGAGUCCAGUGACCAUAAUAGUUCAUCAAUUUACUCAGCAACGAUAGAUAAUGAAGGAACUGUUUCUAAAGUCAAUACUUUACUCACUUCCUCCGGUAAAGCAAAAAUUGUCACUCCAUUGAAAGAAGGAUAUUUGCUUAUCGAAGAACCAUUUCGUUCCUGGCCCGAAAAGUCAGCGAUUACAGUAGCUCAUAUUCAGUCAAACGGUCAAAGACAAAAUUUAACUCAUAUUGAAGAUGUACAAUCACCUUUGCUCUCCAUGACAAACGAAUUGAUCGGCAUAUGCGCUCGACGCAACGAAACAAUCAUGAAAUGCACACAGUUCAAGCUCGGCGAUAAAGAAAUCAACUGGUUUUCAGCUGAAAUCUUCCGUCCGGCUCAUUAUGGGUCUAAACAAGCCAUUUACAAUAUACCUGGGGGAGAAGGAUUUAUGACUUACCUCAUCAACAACGAGGGCGAUAGUCACUCAACAGACAUGUACUUGAUAAAAAUUGGUUUGGAUGGAAAAGCCAAGCAAUUCUUGGAUCCCGAUAUGAAGUGUAAAAGCAUACCCAAGGAGGCAGGGUUCACUCGACUUACCGAAGAUCGAGACAGUUAUUGCCUGACUACCACCUGCGUCAAAGUGUCUUACGAUAAUUACGACUUCGAACCGAGUUAUGUAAGAUUGAAAUCGAGGUGCUUCAACCCAGAAGAGUUCAAAACUAUUUCGAAGUACGAGUUAGUAGGUGAACAAUACCGCAAAACGCUGUUAAUAGAAUGAUAAAUAUC
This is a messenger RNA of Trichogramma pretiosum, 1701 nucleotides long. RefSeq lists its product as uncharacterized. NCBI's taxonomy places the organism in Eukaryota, Metazoa, Arthropoda, Insecta, Hymenoptera, Trichogrammatidae. The transcript is spliced from 2 exons. Bases 341 to 1693 code for a protein of 450 amino acids. The record is from RefSeq and is a predicted model, not a curated record.